Parnassius apollo (apollo) is the source of this 999-nucleotide messenger RNA. NCBI's taxonomy places the organism in Eukaryota, Metazoa, Arthropoda, Insecta, Lepidoptera, Papilionidae. The record is from the annotation of a GenBank genome assembly.
AUGAAUAACACCUUUAAUGCAUUUCAAAUGAAAGGUACACCUGAACUAUCCAGCAAAAGGAGACAUAUUAAAUUAAAGAAAUCUAUGAUAUUACCUGAUGACACUUUAGAAUAUUGGGGAUUUUUCCUGUUUGCUGGAGCAACAGUUGAUUUAAAAGCUUGUUCUAGAUAUGAAGGUUCCAAAAUAUUAGUCGUUAAAGGCGAAAAAAUACUUGAUACUUGUGGAAUACUAGAUGGUAGAAAAUACAAAAAGGACCCAUCCUUAAUAGAUCCAGAACAAGUAUCAGUAACGUUAGAAAAUCCAAAGGGAAAUAAUAAACAUACUACUGAGAUUUCUCUGGAUCACAAGAAAAAGUUAGAUAAAGAACAAGUGUUCAGUAAUUUGCGAGAAGAUACAAUGAAUAUAAAUUUCAAUAAAACCGUUUAUAAAAGAUCUGUUGGAAACCCACAAUUGCAUAAUCCAAACACUGUGCUAGACACUGGGGUUUAUCAUGGUGGUAAUGCAAACAAUACUCCUUCCAUAACAGAAGAUGCUUCAAUAUCUAGUUUCGAAAAUAAUUUGCACGAGUGUUAUCACGAAAACAUACUUAUGAAUAAUUUUUUCCCUUAUUCUAAGGAAUGUAAUAGUACUAAUUAUUUGGAAAAUACUACGACUUUAAAAGUUGAGCAUAAAGUGCUGACCGAUGGUUAUUAUUACUAUAUAUUUUAUAGUGACAACGAUAUGGUGAAAAAUGAUAUUCACGUAAUAUUUGAUAUCUACAAACCAACAUUCCAAUAUACAAAUAUGUCUGAAUCAAAGGUAUGUCUCAACAGUACAGAAUGUGAAUUUGAUAUAAGCAUGUUUAGCGAUGAAUUAGUAAUUGUGGAAGUGCCGACAACGGAUGGUUUUAAAAAUGAUAAUUCUUUUAUUUUGACAUCAGUAUGUCGUCCACGUACUACAGUCUAUAUAUUUUUCCCAGUAUCGGUUUUGUUGUUAAUACUUCUUUUUGCAUUUUUAUGA